UAGAGCAUUACACGCAAUGCAAAUAAUUGUAAAAAUACAACAAAUAAAAAAGUUGAUCGUCUCAGGGAAGUGAGGCUGCAGCUUCUCCAGAUCUGUAUCGGAUGGAUCAGUCCGAUACAGAUCUAUUAGCAGCACCCAACAUGGACUACAAUGAACCGAAAGCAAUGUCAAUUGCGCUUGUCUACGUGUGAAGGUAGUCACGGACCGUGUUCCUUAUAUACAAACAACUACAUAUAAACGCUGACAUACACACUUGUAUAUUGCUCUAAUGUUGUCCCACUUUAGUCUCCAAACAAACCAAGGCGUCCACUUUCCCUACUGCCGACGUUAGGGCAAUCGCAGCGCCAUCGAAACUACCUAGUGGGACUGGUAUGUCCAGUUUGAUCCACCACCUGGUCGAGACUCCGCCAAUCAUGAACGUGCCACACACUGAGGUAUGUUGAGUUGUGUUGAACACUUCAUGCUCGACCCCACAGUAGAUCCACUGAUGGCUACUGGAAGACUGUUUAACGUUUGACGAAAAUUGAUCAAAAACUUGGUUUGACAAACUUUGAGGCGCGUCAAUCUUUAGAAACGAGGAAGCACAUCGCUACUGGACAGCCAUUAUUUACAAAAGAUGGAAUCCAAGAAGAAACCAUUCUUCUUAAAGUUCCUGCAGCCGAAGAAGGCAGGUAAAAAGACAGGCGACAAGCAGGGAAAAAAACUGGCCCACAGACGUAGCAUCUCGUUCCCUGACCUGCGGAUGCUGCCGGAUGCGGGCCUUCCGGACUCGCCGGGCCCCGCCAGCUCUCCCUCUCAAAGUGACAACGAAUCCAUUGCCAGUGAAAACAUCCCUUGCGAGCGGCCGUCCUCAGACAGAGCAAACUAUGACGUGGCCCCCGUGCUGCGGUACCCUCCCACCAGGGACUACGUGGACAACAGGAUCACGGCACCUGCAGAGAGCUUCAACCACUCCGACGACUCAGACUACAUCAGGCGACGCAUGAACUCCUCCGGCAAAUGGAGCUUUCACAGCGAACCAGGCAGGGUCCCCCGAGCCAACGUGAUGGAGCCCGCGCCCUCUCUUCUGGCCCUUCCCGUCCCGUCGCCCAGACACGUCUCCGCCAACCAGCUGGUCGCACGGCUGGCGGCGUUGGACGGGAGGGAGAACUUGGACCGAUCGGACACCUCCUCCGUGGGGAUGUCGGAGGCCGUCUCCUCGGCGCUGUCCAGGGCCAGCUCCUUCGGGGAUCAGGGGAGGGGCCCGGCGUCGCCGUCCUUCCUGCGGGUGUCCCCGUCGCAGGGGCCCCGGGAGCAGGCCGAGCGCUGGGCCCCGCUGCCCGACGGCUACUCGGACGAGGAGCGCGGCGUGGUGACGUGGAACACGGACUCGGAGGACCAGGACAGGGAGAUCAUGUCCCAGUACUUCUCCAAGCUGGAGGAGAACCCGGCAGAGGAGGAGGAGGAGGAGGAGGAGGAGGAGCAGGAGAACCCGACGAUGGAUCCCAAUGAGGUGAACGAACAGGAUGACCUCUUUGAUGAGGUGAAGCGGGAUCUGUCCGACAACUCUGCCGGGCCAUCAGCUUCCCCUAUAAGCCCUCUCCAAAGCCAGAGAUACCUGCUGAACAUAAACCUGAAGGAGGGGAAGAACCUGGCCAUUAAGAACAGGCGAUCUGCCACCAGUGAUCCCUACGUGAAGUUCAAGAUUGAAGGGAAGCAGUUCUACAAGAGCAAAGUGGUGUACAAGAGUCUAAACCCCCACUGGAACGAGUCCUUCUCACACCCCCUGCGAGACAAGGACCAUGGCAUCGAGGCCCGGGUUUACGACAAGAAUCUGACCAGUGAUGAGUUCAUGGGCUCCACCAUGAUUUCCAUCAGCAACCUGGAACUGUACAAGAACUACGAGAUUGAGCUGCGUCUGGAUGAUCCUAAGAGUAAAGAAGAUAACCUGGGUUCCAUCGUCGUGGACCUCUGUUUGAUGUACAGAGAUGCAACCAUCAAGAGGAACCCGAUCAACAGAUGGCCACAAAAGAAGAAUAAGGUUUGUAUUUAAAGUUUUUUAAUUAUGUGUAUGCAUUACUUGUAUCUAGUUUUUGUCAGCGGUGCUUGCAGGGGUUGUUUUAUUGUGGAGGACCACUAGGGGGCAGUAAAUCACUGUGCAAUGAGGCCGCAAAGAUCGAGGUGCGUGCCAAGGAUUUAGGCCUUUGUGUGUAACCUUGAUUCGAGCUGUGGGUUUCUCCCUUUUUUUACAGCACACUGUUCUUGCAGAGCAUUGCUAUAUAAUCAUUACAAACAGCAUCAUUAUUUCCCCAAAAACAAAACAAAAAACUUAGUAGCUCCCAUAUUUUCUAAAAUCACAACCUAUUUCUUGAAACUCUUAUUCGAUAAAAUAGACUAUUUUGCUGAUUAUAUUUUUUUAUUUCUUAUUUGGUCGGUAAGCACACUUACACCCAGUUAAAUGUCACAUCUGCUCCCUCUUUUAAUGGUCACGGAGACAAUCUCAGUUGGAUAUUUUACAAAAGAAAUGAAGCAAUUUCAUCCACGGUGCAGGUUGUCCCUGCAGAUGGCCAGAGGGACUCAGGGAGGGAACCAGAAACGUGUGAUGGGAUUUUGCGGGAACGUGUCGCCCAAAUCACAGUGCUAAUUUAACAACGCUGCGAUGCUAACUUCAUGCCUGCAUCUUUUUGGGGGGGGGGGGGGUUUUCGCUUUCCCUCUUUUUAUUAUUUUACCACGUAGAAUAUCCUUUUGCAUUUAACACCUAUCCUGGUGGGUGCUGGAG
Molecule: messenger RNA, 2759 nt
Organism: Gadus macrocephalus (Pacific cod)
Lineage: Eukaryota; Metazoa; Chordata; Actinopteri; Gadiformes; Gadidae
Gene: mctp2a
Product: multiple C2 domains, transmembrane 2a
Exons: 8
Coding region: 617-2032 (471 amino acids)
Biological process (GO): regulation of neurotransmitter secretion
Cellular component (GO): synaptic vesicle membrane
Molecular function (GO): calcium ion binding
Source: RefSeq, a predicted model, not a curated record